AUUAAUAUGCGUUCGAGAGCUCGAGGCUAAAGACUAAAGCCAUGUUCACGCUCGUGUGAACCCCGUUUAACGUAGCGAUUGAGGUUUUCUCAUCAGGAUAAUUUUUUUAAGAUAACUUUCUCGAAUCAUACCUUUAUCUUUCGUUGCAUUCUCAUUGCAUACAUCUUUUUAAAAGCGCCAAAUUGGGAAUUGCAUCAAGAUUUCGCAAUUUUGCGAAAAAUGAAUCGUGAGGAGGAUGCGCGUAAAGAUGAUACGAGGCAGUUAACGAUGUUGUUAUUUGAAGCUUGGAAUUUUGGACAAUGUGACAUCGUCAUGGAGGAAGGCCAAACGGCUCGAACAAUUCCAUGGAUAAAGAAUUGUGACGAGGAUGCGCGCGAUCGCAAAGAUGGCACGAGACAGAUGCCGAUAUUGUUAUUCGAAGCUCAUCGGGGUCUCGAACAACAUGAGGAAGUAGGACGAACAACUUCACGGUACAGAGUUUCGGGCAACUUCUUGCGAUCUUCAUCCUCUUUCGCAUCCCAGUUAUUUGUAACUUCCCCGAUAGCAAAAAGAACCACGCCUGUACCUCCGAAUGCUCCUAUUAAAUUGAGGAAACCUUUUUCCAAAGCGAGAUUAAAACCUAAAAAGCUUCGCUUCGUAGAUAAAGAGAAGGAUGAAGCGAAGGAUGAAAAUUGUUCGCAAAAAAGAACUAAUUAUUCGAUAAAAAUUUUCAAACAGAAAGCAGAAUUUUCGGAGCAACAGAGCGAAUCAAGAUACAAAUUUGAUCGUGAUAGUUUAAGUGCCGUAUUGCACAAUAUGCGACUUGAAUUAGACAAAAAGGAAAAUGAAACGAAUGAACGCGAAUGCAAUGAAAAAAGAACGAGAAAUAAACGCUCCGUUGUGAAAAAAUGUGUAAAGAAUAACAAUAGUGUUUUACGAUCUUCAACAUUAAACUACAGUUCAAAAGAUAAAACUAUCGCCAUCUGCUUUAUAUCGGAAAUACCAAGAACGGAGAAAAUAGAAGAAGGUUUAAUACAAAAUAAAUAUAAUGCUGGAAGCUCCGUAUAG
This is a messenger RNA of Pogonomyrmex barbatus (red harvester ant), 1047 nucleotides long. RefSeq lists its product as uncharacterized. NCBI's taxonomy places the organism in Eukaryota, Metazoa, Arthropoda, Insecta, Hymenoptera, Formicidae. The record is from RefSeq and is a predicted model, not a curated record.